Centropristis striata (black sea bass) is the source of this 2790-nucleotide messenger RNA. RefSeq names its product catenin, beta like 1 (gene ctnnbl1). The transcript is spliced from 16 exons. NCBI's taxonomy places the organism in Eukaryota, Metazoa, Chordata, Actinopteri, Perciformes, Serranidae. Bases 128 to 1870 code for a protein of 580 amino acids. The record is from RefSeq and is a predicted model, not a curated record. Gene Ontology annotation, cellular component: spliceosomal complex.
ACGGCAAGCAUGUGUACGUGUUGAGCUUGUUGUUGUUAGCUGUGUAUCUAACUGCUAAAUUUACGCUCUUCUUUAUUCCCGAAGCUUAAACAACACAUUCUUACGUUCAGCUUUUUAACCCGGAGACAUGGAUGUCGGAGAGCUCCUCAACUAUCAGCCUGACAGAGGAGCAAAGCGUCCCAGGGAGGAGGAUGGAGGAGCAGCGGGAGGAGACGAGGACUCCAGAGGAGGGAAGCAGCAGAAAGGGCUGAGCGCCAGGGAGUUGGCCAGGUACCGGGAAGCAGCAGCCGGAGUUGGACUUGAAGGAGGGAUUGAAAUGAGGGACACUGAGGAGCUGACCGGGGACAAGAAGAAGAUCUUGGAGAAACUGAUGGACCAGGAUGAAGAAGAACCUGAGGCCGAGCCGGUAGAUGAGAGUUCAGUGAAGAAAAUGAUCCUGACCUUUGAGAAAAGGUCGUACAAAAAUCAGGAGCUGAGGAUUAAGUUUCCGGACAACCCAGAGAAGUUCAUGGAGUCCGAGCUGGAUCUCAAUGACAUCAUCCAGGAGAUGCAUGUGAUUGCCACCAUGCCAGACCUGUACCACCUGCUGGUGGAGCUUAAUGCCGUCCACUCACUGCUGGGCCUCCUCAGUCAUGAAAACACUGAUGUUGCCAUCGCAGUGGUGGACCUGCUGCAGGAGCUGACGGAUAUCGACACACUCCACGAGAGCGAGGAGGGAGCAGAGGUUCUCAUAGAUGCUCUGUUGGAGGGUCAGGUGGUGGCCUUGCUGGUGCAGAAUAUGGAGCGGCUGGAUGAACAGGUGAAGGAGGAGGCUGAUGGCAUCUAUAACACACUGGCUAUCAUAGAAAAUAUGGCCGAGUUCAGACCGGGCCUGUGCACCGAGGCAGCUCAGCAGGGACUCAUGCAGUGGCUGCUCAAGAGGAUCAAGGCCAAGAUGCCGUUUGAUGCUAACAAGCUGUACUGCAGUGAGAUCCUGGCUAUCUUACUGCAGAACAACGACAAUACCAGAGAGCUAUUGGGAGAGAUGGAUGGCAUUGAUGUGUUACUGCAGCAACUAUCUGUGUUCAAACGUCACAACCCGGCCACAGCCGAGGAGCAGGAGAUGAUGGAGAACCUCUUCGACGCUCUGUGUUCCUGCCUCAUGCUUCCAGCCAAUCGGGACCGCUUUCUCAGAGGGGAAGGCCUUCAGCUGAUGAAUCUCAUGCUGAGAGAAAAGAAAAUGUCUCGGACCAGUGCUCUGAAGGUCCUGGACCAUGGCAUGAUUGGACCAGAGGGAGGAGAUAACUGUCAUAAGUUUGUGGACAUCUUGGGCUUGCGGACCAUCUUUCCACUUUUCAUGAAAACCCCAAAGAAGAUGAAGAAAACUGGUGCUUCAGAGAAGGAGCACGAAGAACACAUCGGCUCCAUCAUCGCCUCCCUGCUGAGAAAUCUUAAGUCCCAACAGAGAAGCAGACUCCUCAACAAGUUUACAGAGAACGACUGUGAGAAGGUUGAUCGACUGAUGGAGUUGCAUUUUAAGUACCUGGAGGCUGUUCAACAGGCUGACAAGAGGAUCGAAGGAGAGAAACACGAGAUGGUUCGCCGGGGAGAGAUCCUCGAUGACAGCAUGGAGGACGAGUUCUACCUCCGUCGCCUGGACGCCGGACUGUUUGUCCUUCAGUUGAUCUGUUAUAUUAUGGUGGAGAUCAGCAACUCAGGGAUAUCACAGCUGCAGCAGAGGGUCCAUCAGAUUCUCAACCUGAGAGGAGGCUCUGUCAAAGUAGUGCGACACAUCAUGAGAGAGUACGCAGAGAGCAUCGGAGACGGGAAGAGUGACGAGUUCAAAGAGGCCGAGCGCAAGAGGAUCAUGGACCUUGUUGACAACUUCUAAUCUCACUCUCUUUCUCUCUCUCUUUCUCACUCGCGCGUUCUCUCUCUCGCUCUGUCUCUCUCGUUCUCUCUUUCUCAUUCUCUUUCUCAUUCUCUCUUGCGCUCUCUCUCUCUUUCUCUCUCUUUCUCUCUCUCUCUCUCUCUUUCUCUCUCACACACACACACACACACACACACACACACACACACACACACACACACACACACACAAACAAUAUAUUCUUACACUUGGAAACAGUUGAACCCAGCUGGUCUGAUCUGGGACUGAUGGUGACCUUGAGCCGGUCUAAGAACUAAAGUGGUCUUCUCUAACAAACUGAAGUCUUUUUGGUCUGUUUACAUGCACAGCAAUACUGCUAGGAGCUAGACCCCGAUUCCAAAAAAAAUGGGACAUUGUCUUAAAUGUAAAUAAAAUAACAAUAAUUUGCUAAUCAUUGUUUAUCAAUAAUAAAAACUGCACAAACACAGUAUAUUUUAUGUUCAAACUGAUAUUUGAUGUAUUCUGUUUUUAUUUACACAGUGUCCCAUCUUUUUUGGAAUCGGGUUUGUACAUUUAUUUUCUUGGUUGAAAGAAAUAUAAUUGUUUUAAUCUGGUUUAUCUUGCCUGCAUCUUUGCCAUCUGAUGUAGGAGAAAAAAAUACAUUAUUUGUAAUGAUUUGUAUAUUUAAUUAACUAAAUCUAAUUGUUUAAAAUGAAGUGGUUGCUGUGCAUGUAAAUCUGCUGUUGCUGAACUGAAACACACAGCAAACAUGAGAUUACAGCUACAGUAGCUGUUUACUUUCUGUCCCGCGGUGUUAAACACUGCAGAAUGAUUACGGACAGACGGAUCUGCAAACUUAAUAUCUGUCCCACUUAACCUGCUUUGUUUGUUUUUGGAUUUCCGUGUAAAAUAUUUUCUAAUAAAACAUUUGGUAAUAAAAA